UCGUCCUAUCUGGCAAGUUAACAUAGCCUGAAUUCUCCGUAUUCUCUGGCCAUAUCAGGACAAAUUCACGCUGAAUACGGGAUAGGUAGAAGAAAAAGUUGUUGCCGGAAGAGAAUCAUGUCUGGAAUAUUACUUUAGAAUUUUCAAUAUUUGUAUGUGUAUCUGUGGAUUUUUUGUUGAUGAGAAUACAAUCAAAUCAUGGGAGUCAAAACUUUUUUUGUCGUAAUAGUUUGGAGCCUGACGCUGUACGCUCAAACUGAUGCGGCGUUUAACAUACAAGGAUGCUACAAGGUCGACGUCAGCAAUCGCAUCUUUGUGACGUCAGCUGGUGACUAUGACCCGGACGAUAUUGACCAUGAUACCUGCGCGGAUGCCUGUGCAGUCCUCGACUACCAGUAUGCCGCUCUUACAAUGGGUCGCUAUUGUCUGUGCAGUGACGAUACCUACUCCAGUUCCAUAGUGAGCACCUGUGACCGCACAUGCAGCGGUGACGUCUCUCAGGAGUGCGGGGGAGCCGAGAGCGACACGGUACUCAGCAUCGUCCUGACGCGCGCAGCGGUGCAGCUCAACAGCACCAGUGACGUCUUCGUUGUUGGGCAACCUCGGUCCCUUCAACCCGACGUCACAGGAGCUUCAGUGACAACGUCGUUCGACUAUGGUGACGGAUCGCAUGCUACGGCUGACGACGCAGUGGUGACAAUGAAUCACGUGUAUGCAGUCCCCGGUCAAUAUGUUGCGAGCAUCUUUGCUAAGAACAGCUACUCGAGUGCCUUCGCCGGUGCGCAAAUCACUGCCUACAUGGGUAUUACCGAUGUCCAGAUGGAUUGCCCGGAGGUAGUCGAACCAUCGACAUCGUUCACCUGCUCGAUCACCGUUACCGACGGUUCUGAUAUGACCCUGUCGACGAACAUCGGAAGUUCAUACCACAUUGGGACACCAAAUACCUUCUCGGUAGGAACUGUCUCGCAAUAUGCCCUGUCCACCCUACAAAGUGACGCCGUUUUAUCAGACACCGUAUGGAUCUUACCGGGCCAGGAGUUUCUUGAUAAUGGGGUCAUCCGAUCGGUGGAGGUCAAUGUUGACGCUAUUGGGACGAUUAACUUUCUGAUCCUAGAACCAUUCUGCAGCGGCGCAGGUGAAACCUACUGCCUAAUUGACAACCAGUGCACGACGUCACAAUGUGGCUACGAUUCCUCGAUGCCGACCAAUCCCUUGUAUCAUACCUACUGUGAUUCGUCCACGCACGUCUUCUGUUUAUCCGAACACCGUUGCGCAUCGAAAUCCGACGAGUCCACCUGCGAUGCAGAACCGGACCGGUACGCUUCAUCCACGGGCGACGCUAGUCGUGCAAGCUACAGGGUCAGACACGUCAUUACCAAGACAGCUACCACUACCGGUUACAACUACUUCGAGAUACCCUUCGCAGACAGAACCGCAACUGCAGAAAUCGGAGAUGUCUUAGGCUACGCGGUUAGUACAGGGACCGCUAUAAUUAGGUAUGAAACUGCGGAUACCGAUGAAGCGGUGGCGUUCAGUCUAGCGACGUCGAUACCCGUGGCAGGGACGCCGUACUCCUCCGGCUUUACCGCAGAAGCAAAGCGGUUCCAUAUUCGGUUGACCGCUAUUGAUCCCAUUUCUGUCAUUCUGGAGCACGUAUACCCUAAUAUCGGAACGAACAACAUCUCAGCGACAGUCAACAACACACUGGACUCUGCAGGUAUCACGGCCGAAAGUGUGGUCGAGGUACAGAUCCCCAUUCUCAGUGAGUAA
Strongylocentrotus purpuratus (purple sea urchin) is the source of this 1770-nucleotide messenger RNA. RefSeq lists its product as uncharacterized. The record is from RefSeq and is a predicted model, not a curated record. NCBI's taxonomy places the organism in Eukaryota, Metazoa, Echinodermata, Echinoidea, Camarodonta, Strongylocentrotidae. The transcript has 6 exons. The coding region runs from base 199 to 1770 and encodes 523 amino acids.